Molecule: messenger RNA, 2018 nt
Organism: Daphnia magna
Lineage: Eukaryota; Metazoa; Arthropoda; Branchiopoda; Diplostraca; Daphniidae
Product: TATA-binding protein-associated factor 2N
Exons: 7
Coding region: 163-1899 (578 amino acids)
Cellular component (GO): cytoplasm; nucleus
Molecular function (GO): RNA binding
Source: RefSeq, a predicted model, not a curated record
AGGUCUGGCAACUGUGCAGCUAAGGAUUCUCGUGCUGUUCAGACUUCUCUUUGCAGUCCGCCAGCUCUCCCUAACUUAUGUGCUCACGGUUAAAGGCUGUUCGAACAGCAAAAUUUAUAUCCAGAUUCAUCGGGGCGUCAAAGCACAGGGCCCCAGGAAAGCAUGGAGGCCACGUACGGGAUAGGAAUUACCAACAGGUAUGCGUUAUUUCUUGAAGAGGGUGAAGAUCCUCUUGAAGUCAUCAAAGAGAAGACUAAGAAACCGGCAGAGAAGUCUGCCGAUGCCGCAACCAAGUCUGGAAGCGUGAAGCCGGCUGAAGUCAAAGGCAAAGCCGGUGGAGCCCCCAAUCAACCAGCGGCCGUUAAAAAGACAGCCGUUCUCAAGGAAACGCAAGCCAACGUUAUCAAACCCACUGAACAAAACAAACCUCGCGAAGAUGGAUAUCGAUCUGGUCUUGGUCCUAGACCACCAAGGGGUGACAGGGGAGGUCGUUUCCCCAACACUAUGCCUCGAGAAGAGAGGAAUAAUAGGAGGAAUGAAGACCGUCCAAGGGAUUUUGGAUCCGUGGCCAACACGGAAGGUGGAUCUCCUGGCACAGGCAUCGAGGGAGAGUAUCGUCCUCGCACAGCGUUCCGUGGUGAGCGAGGGGCGUUCCGUGGUGGUGAUCGUGGCGGCCGUGGUCGUGCACGCGGACGUGGUGGUCUGCAAGAUCAACGAGGCAAGCGUGAUUUUGACCGUCAAUCUGGCUCUGACAAGAGCGGCGUUAAACCUAUUGAGAAACGCGAAGGUAGUGGUCCGCACAACUGGGGAAGCGUCCAAGACGAGAUUGAAGGCCAGAUGGAGCCUGCCGCUGCUGAAGAAGUUGUCGAGGGAGAGGCCGAAGUCGUCGCUCCUGCUGAAACAACUGAAGUCAAAGAGGGAGAAGAGGUUGUUCCAGUGGCUCCGGAAGAUGAAGAGCCUAAGGAGUUGACCCUUGAUGAAUGGAGAGCUUUGAGGGGUGAACGUAAGAAGCCCGAGUUUAACAUCCGUAAGCCCGGAGAAGGAGAAGAUAACUCCCAAUGGAAGAAGACAUUUAUCCUGGACAAAAAGAAGGAUGACGAUGAAAGUGAAGAGGAGAUUAUCGACCUGACGGCCGAAUAUCCUCAACGCGCUGGACGUCAAAAGCGUCUUGACAUCGACAUCCGCUUCUCUGACUCGCGCCGUGGAAGCGAUCGUGGUGGACGUGGUCGCGGAAGAGGUCGUGGCGAAGGAGGCUUCCGUGGCGAUCGUGAAGGUGGAUAUCGUGGAGGCUUCCGCGGCGAUCGUGAAGGCGGAGAGCAACGUGAAGGUGGCGGAUACCGUGGAGGUUUCCGUGGCGAUCGUGAAGGUGGAGAACAACGCGAAGGUGGCGGAUACCGUGGAGGUUUCCGUGGCGAUCGUGAAGGCGGAGAACAACGCGAAGGUGGCGGAUACCGUGGAGGUUUCCGUGGCGAUCGUGAAGGCGGAGAACAACGCGAAGGUGGCGGAUACCGUGGAGGUUUCCGUGGCGAUCGUGAAGGCGGAGAACAACGCGAAGGUGGCGGAUACCGCGGUGGAUAUCGUGGUGAUCGAGAAGGCGGAGAGCAACGCGAAGGUGGUAACUUUCGCGGAGGAUACCGUGGCGAUCGCGAAGGUGGUGAGCCACGUGAGGGUGGCUAUCGCGGAGGUUAUCGUGGAGGGUACCGCGGAGAUCGUGAAGGUGGCGAACAGCGUGAAGGCGGAUAUCGUGGCGGCUACCGCGGGGGAGAUCGCGAAGGAGGCGAACGUGGUACUUACCGUGGUGGCAGGGGUUCCCGUGGUGGACCCGGCGGUAAUCGCGGACCGUCUAUGCCAGCCGCUCCCAAAGUGGACGAUGAAAAGGAUUUCCCGGCCUUGGGCUAGGUCCUCACAGGGUUGACAGGUGUGCCCUAAAAACCACCUCUUCGUGAACACAUACGAGUAGCCUCCUCCGCCAGAUCGACCAGGCUCCCCACCACUACUCACCUUUUUUUUUUUUCACU